Molecule: messenger RNA, 4488 nt
Organism: Saimiri boliviensis boliviensis (Bolivian squirrel monkey)
Lineage: Eukaryota; Metazoa; Chordata; Mammalia; Primates; Cebidae
Gene: NSA2
Product: NSA2 ribosome biogenesis factor
Source: RefSeq, a predicted model, not a curated record
UCCGCUUUUCCGCCCUGAGCAACCACCCUUUAACACUUCCGGCGGUGCACCAGCCAAACACCGCCAGCCCGGAACUUCCGUUCUUCUAGCUGAACGCGGAAAACGGAGGCUCGGAACUGCUGCGUGAAGCUUGCUCUUCACUCGGCGGUUUUAAAGGGUUACCCUUUCCUGUCGUGGCCUGCGUGGUGUCGGCUCGUGGAUCUCAGAGACCCGAAAACUAAGAGCAUUUUUACGUCCCUGGGGCCGCUCCUGGCAGCUCUGCGGCCAUCACCAUGCCACAGAACGAAUACAUUGAAUUACAUCGUAAACGCUAUGGAUACCGUUUGGAUUACCAUGAGAAAAAGAGAAAGAAGGAAAGCCGAGAAGCUCAUGAACGUUCAAAGAAGGCAAAGAAAAUGAUUGGUCUGAAAGCUAAGCUUUACCAUAAACAGCGCCACGCUGAGAAAAUACAAAUGAAAAAGACUAUCAAGAUGCAUGAAAAGAGAAACACCAAACAGAAGAAUGAUGAGAAGACUCCACAGGGAGCAGUACCUGCCUAUCUGCUGGACAGAGAAGGACAAUCUCGAGCUAAAGUACUUUCCAAUAUGAUUAAACAGAAACGAAAAGAGAAGGCGGGAAAAUGGGAAGUCCCUCUGCCUAAAGUCCGUGCCCAGGGAGAAACAGAAGUAUUAAAAGUUAUUCGAACAGGAAAGAGAAAGAAGAAGGCAUGGAAGAGGAUGGUUACUAAAGUCUGCUUUGUUGGAGAUGGCUUUACAAGAAAACCACCUAAAUAUGAAAGAUUCAUAAGGCCAAUGGGCUUGCGUUUCAAGAAAGCCCAUGUGACACAUCCUGAACUGAAAGCCACAUUUUGCCUACCGAUACUUGGUGUAAAGAAGAAUCCUUCAUCCCCACUGUAUACAACUUUGGGUGUUAUUACCAAAGGUACUGUCAUUGAGGUAAAUGUGAGCGAAUUGGGCCUUGUGACGCAAGGAGGCAAAGUUAUUUGGGGAAAGUAUGCCCAGGUUACGAACAAUCCUGAAAAUGAUGGAUGCAUAAAUGCAGUCUUACUGGUUUGACAGCAAUUUAAUAUAUAAGUAGAGGACUACACACCAAUUGGAAAAACUGCCAUUACUGUACUGUUUCUCAAUACUACCAAACAGCCAUACAUGUCUGCAAUCAAGAUUUACUGUAAACAUUAAAAUGGUCCCGUUGUAUAAAUGGUCUUUAUUUUGAAAUCUACUUAGACCCCCAUGUUAAUAAAACUGAUUGAAAAAAAGCAAAUAUACAAAUAUUCUACUUCAUCAAUAUCUGCAUUUAUGAGUGGGUAUACAGCAAUACAGAUUCCGCAUUUCCUGGAAAACCACCAGUGUCAGUUGAAAAUGCCUUUCAAAAAGGUCAGUGCACACUUAAUUAUGUGUGAACAUUUAACUGAAGUAUCUUCCACUUCAUUAAUCGUAAAAAAAAAAUGUAGCAAUACAUGAUGUUAAGUUUAUAGUGUUUACACUAAAAGUAUGUGAGAAGACAUACUAAAUGUUCAGAACUCUCAGAGAAAUCUUUUUACCUGUGAAAUCCUUAAUUUCUGAGUACUGCUAGCAAAGGUCUAGUGAAUUCAUGUUCUAAACCUUUGUCUCAUUUACCAUAUAAUGUAUCUACUUGGCACUAUUUUCUACUUGAAUCAUGAAAAUAAAAAAAAUAUAUUAAAGUCUUUGUACUUCCUUAGCAUUUUCUGUAUUCUAAACAAUGUAUUUAUACUUUCAGAAUUGUAUUAACAAUUAGUUAAGUAACUCCUGCUAACUUUUAAAAGGAAAAGAAGACUGCACUGAUUGUCUGAGGAGAAAUUUAUUUGCAGUUACUUAGAUGAUGUAAAAAGGUAAGGUUUUAGGGUUGUAACUUAGUGAAACCACUGCUGUGAUAUGUUGUGGCUGUAAAUUAAUUUAUAAUCACCACAUUGUUUUAAGUUGUUUAUUUUUUUAAAGUCUGUCUUCAGAAUACAACCAAUGUGAUUAACUGUGCCUUUAACAAAGUCAUUCAAUGUCUAAACAAAUUCAGUAUCUGAAACAGCUUCAUGAGGAAAACAGAAGGAAAAGAAUUUCAAAACAUAGACCAGGAAACAAUCACAAAAUAUAGAUUUAAUUACUACUUUUAAACUUACUUAAAAAAAAAAAAAAAAAAAAAAAAAAACUACCAAGAAAACAAAGUACUUCAGUAAGACUUGCUACUCUGACUAAUGUAACAUUUUUUUCUAAGUUCUAUAAAUACACUAGAAGUUUUAGAACACAUACAGACAUUUAGGAAAAGAAAGGCUAGUUCCUUGGAAAUGAUGAUCCAGGAUGAUACAAUCACCUGAUGAGAGAAGCUAAGCCUUUCUUACAAUUAGAUUUUAGCAAAUAAUUUUGCCACUAAUAUAAAUGGGUGAUGUAUGGAUCACAACUUCUUGAAGGUGGGGAAAAAAAAAAAUGACUCCAGGUAAUUUCUGAAUACUACAAAAAUGAAAUUUGCUUGUUUUUUUAGAAGCAAAAAUAAAUUAUUUUGUAAAGUACAAAGAAAGCUUGAUAUUGAGUAUGAAAACAAAAGCAUAACACUUGUAACUAAUCACACCCAUGAAACACUAGAUGACACCUGAAACAUCAUAUUGCUAACUAAUGGACAUACAAGGCAGAAACUUGUUUCCAAAAUACUGUAACACAGAUGAGUAAUAUUAGUAUAAAUUCUUUAUUUACAUUAAGAUCUGUUUCAGUUUGCUGGUGUGACCAAACCUUAGAAAGUAAUCCCAAGGGAUAAAGCAGAACAUAAGAGCAGAUAUUUAGAUAUUACAGGUUCAAUUUGACGCAGUCAUAAAAACCUUCAAGAUUUCUAGUCACUGAAACCAUUGUAGGUAGUGUUCUGGAGUCUGCUAAAAGUAAAUAUUCAACGACUAGAUGUUUUCCUUACCAUCUACACUGAAUGGAAAUACCAUGAAUAUAGACACAUUUUAAGUAGAAGACUGACAUUUUAAAUCAUGCUAUUUGAUUUUAUAAAAAAUCAUAAUAGACCCUCUCACCUUUAAAAGUUGUAGAGGAGCUUUAUAAUAAAUUCUUAAAUAUACUAAUUUCUGUGAUGUCUAGCAAUUGAAUAAUUUAAACUUGAAAGAACUAAAAUAUUGCUAAUAACCAUCUGCUUUAUAUUACACAAGGAAAUAUACACAUAUAUACACAAAAAGUGAACUCCCUUCACAAACAAGUUCACAAAGGACUAUGUAUAAUGUGACUGGACAUUCAACAACUAGGCUAGCUGGUUGAAAUCACAUUUUCAGUCCUCUGUAAUUGAAGUUUUUUCUGAUGCCUUGCAAAAACUACAAAUAACUGAUUUAAGUUCAUGUAGAUUCCUUAUUGAAGAUAAACUGUUAUAAACUCUAUACUCAAGUUACUGAACAUGAGUUAGGUUUUUCCAUGUGAUCUAACUUUUCCCUCUAUAAUCUAUAAACCCCAAAAUAACAUUUUCUGUCAGAGAUCAUCUGUAACAUAAGUUUUCCUGUGUGCUGAACAAAAAACUUCUAAAUUGCCUACAAUUCACUAUUUAAUCCAAACAAGUAUAACAAGAAGAAAUUUAUACUGUUAGUUCCCAGUGGUCAUGUAUGAUUAAACAUUUUUUUGUAAACUCAACUAUAUUCACACAUCAAGAGUUGACCCAGUGAGCUCAAUCUUUAAAAAAGUACACCUGUUUAAAGAAAGUCUUUUGGUGCUCACUUCAGCAGCACAUAUACUAAAAUUGGAAUAAUACAGGGAAAAUUAGCAUGGACCCUGUGCAAGGAUGACACACAGAUUCAUGAAGUGUUCCAUGUUUAAUUUGAAAAGAAAAUGUUUUAAACCCAAGCAAAAAUAAAAUAUCCAAAAGCGUUGUUUUUAAAUCUAAGAAAUGAAAACUGUAAGGGUUAAGAGUUUACUGAAUCUUAAAAGGACAUUUCCUUUUGUGAUACUGACAGGAAUUUCUCAUAAAAUGUAUAAAACAGCAUAAAUGUUUGGUAGAUUCACUAAUACCUUUUUUUUUUUUUUUACUUAAUAUUAGCGUUUGUUGAAGAAAAUGGCCAAAGUGCUUUAAUUUUCAUUUAGAAUGAAAUAACCUGGCUUACCGCUGACCAAUAACUAAAGAAAAUAUAGGGUAAUACAAGUGUUCAAAAUCUAACACAAAUAGGAGGGUUUACUGUUUUUACUGCUGAAAGAUUUUAACUCAACUAAUUAGACUGAAAAUCCCAACAUCUCAAAACAAAAUUUACUGGGUAUCAGCUUACUAUAUAUAAACUGAAUAAACUUUCAACAUCAAUCCUUAGCUACCUCAAAUAAUGACACAAAGUCGUGUUUCUUUCACAUAAGGAUCAAGAUCAAGCUAUUUUUAAAACAAUCUAAAUGGUCUCAAAAUAUUAUCCAACUUAAGGGCAAAUGUGAGUACAUGUAAUAGUUCCAAAGAGUAGAAUUGUUUUGAGAUUAUCUUUGGAUUCUAAGAGUUACCAUUUUGUUCAUUUUUAAAUAAAUU